AUAUUUAUAUUAAUUAUAUUUAGUUACAUAAAUUAAAUUUUUUUAUAAUUUAUAUUUUUAUUAAAAUGGUUUACUCAUUAUAAAAUACUUUUUAUAGAUUUUUUUUUAAGUAUUUGAGGAAAGAAAUCCAAUUUGUUGUAGGAAAAUCUAUUAUCGGUGGGUGACGAUACUGUUAAUUAAUUUGCGUAUGAUAUUAAAAGAUUAUUAUUGGAUAUUAACUUACAAAAAUCAGAUGUAAAUACUCGCAAUUUAUUUUUAGGAAGGAAUUAAAAGUAAAAUCUAGCCUUUUAAGGCAAAAAUUAGAAGUAAAAUUGCAAUCCAAGUAGGAGAAGGAUAUGCAAAUUUCAUUCCAUGUAGGAGAAGAUAUGCGUUUCAAACAAUAUAUAUGGGCACUGGACACAAGAAAAAUCCAUUCUUACACAUCCUCUACCUGGUUCUGUGUUCUCACACCCAUCUGCCUAAUGACUAACCUAAAGCCAACGAGAAAUAUAAACAAAUGCAAAAGAAAGAAUUAUCAUCACCAGUUCAAGUGUGUUCCUAAAGAAAUUCUGACAGAAAUUCUGGCUCGAGUUGCCUCCUCAUCAGUCACUGAUCUCAUCAAUGCCAAAGCGUGUUGCAAGGAGUUUCGUGAAGCUGCGUCAGAAGAUUACGUAUUUGAGCAUGCCACAAUUGAUUCUUUCCCUGUCAUUCCAUGGAAGAUCAACCAUGGUGCCUCUUCUUUCUUAGAGAGGUGCAAGAAGAGUGGUAAUCCAGAAGCCUUGUUUAGACAAGGAAUGAUCGAUUAUUUUAGCACCUUGAAAUAUGAUUCUGGACUGAAGUUCUUGGAGAAAGCAGCUAGCAAAGGGCAUGCGGAAGCUAUAUAUGUGUAUGGGAUGAUACUUUUGUGCUAUGGUGGUGACCUGAGGAAUAAUGGAGUGAAGCUACUUUCUGAUUUGAAGAGAUCAAAAUCAAGCUUGUUUAUUACAGAAUGUAGAAAGAAAGUGAAAAGAAUUGUCUGGAGCAUGUGGGUGAACAAUUAUAUAAUUGGAAUUGGACCCGCCGAAGAAGAAGAGUACACGAACAGAAGACCCUGCACUCACCACAAUACAAAGGCAUUGUGCUCUUUUACUGCUAGUCAGACUAAAAAUAGAACAGGAUGGACAUCUUCUUUGGAAGAUUUUGAAGAUGACCCUCUUUCAUGUGAUUCUUGUUUGUGGGAACUAGAAGCAACUCUGUUUUGUAAGAUGUUAAGGACAGGAAGCUAUAGACCUUAAGGGUCCAAAAAUAAUUUGAAAAAAUUAUUUAAUUAAUUUUUAAAUUUUUUAAUAAUAAUUUUUUUAUUAUUUUUUCGCAUUCAUGUCAAACGACUACGUUUGUGCACAAAAUUGGUUGGGCGGAUAGACCUAAACCGAAUACUAUUUCCUAUUCCAUUAAUUAUGUGAAAUCCCACAAAUACCCUUAACACAUAAAAAUAUUACCACUUUGUCAUCGAAUUGCAAUUGCCGGCUGGUGAAAGGCCACUUGAAGCUCAAUGGUUGUAUGGUAAAUAAUCC
Molecule: messenger RNA, 1532 nt
Organism: Hevea brasiliensis (rubber tree)
Lineage: Eukaryota; Viridiplantae; Streptophyta; Magnoliopsida; Malpighiales; Euphorbiaceae
Product: putative F-box protein At1g67623
Exons: 1
Coding region: 336-1253 (305 amino acids)
Molecular function (GO): protein binding
Source: RefSeq, a predicted model, not a curated record